Molecule: messenger RNA, 1780 nt
Organism: Acanthaster planci (crown-of-thorns starfish)
Lineage: Eukaryota; Metazoa; Echinodermata; Asteroidea; Valvatida; Acanthasteridae
Gene: bloc1s2
Product: biogenesis of lysosomal organelles complex 1 subunit 2
Biological process (GO): lysosome localization; endosomal transport
Cellular component (GO): BORC complex; BLOC-1 complex; gamma-tubulin complex
Molecular function (GO): gamma-tubulin binding
Source: RefSeq, a predicted model, not a curated record
GCUCAUUCGCUGCAAUAUUAACAAGAUCCACACAAAUGAAAGCGUCUUCCUACCCGCACGAGUUGUAGUUUACUUUUAGAACCCUUGCUGUUCCAAAAAAAUUUAAUCCAGCUAACUAAUAAUUUGUAUAAAAAAAGCUUGGAAAUGGAAAAGGCUGAUAACACCACUGAUUCAGAGGCUGCUGGUGAUGCGGAGAAAAAGCUCAGGAGAGUAGAAAGUUCCGAAGUCGGUGUGGAGACAGGGACAGAAGCGAUGGAGCCAGACCACGACAUUGCCGAGCUGACACGGGACAUGUUCACCAAGAUGACAGCCUACAUCAGAGGAGAUCUUGCUGCAACUGCAGAAGACUACAAACUCCUCGAAGACAUGAAUAGGUUGACCUCCAAGAAGUACGAGGACAUGAAACAGAUGGCUGUUGCGAUUGAACGAGACAUGAAGAACCUAGAUGAGAAGUACAAGAACCUGGAACCCUACUUGGCCCAGGUGGACCAAAUUGAAGAGAGUGUGCUGAGUCUGGAGCAGGCUGCGCUGAGAUUGGACGCCUAUGCCAGAAGACUAGAAGCUAAAUUUAAACACCUAGAGAAAAGAUGAGGUGAUUUCUCAACGUAGGUAUGCUACACGACCCAGGGACAUGAUUACUACAAGUUAACCUUGCCAACUCAAAGGACAGGACAAGAAUUCCUGAAAAAUUCCAACACAUCAAGUGUGUUGAUAUGCAUGAAGAAAUAACUCCUUACACCAUUUAUUUGUGAUUGAAAUAUAUGGGUUAUAAUCAGAAUUACUUUGUGGAGGAUGGAGAAAAAUAUGGAAGGUAAUGUGAUGUGUCAUGUGACCCACUGCUAUUUUUAUAUUUAAUAUUCAUAAAUAUCUCAGUCUCCCUAUUCAACAAUGUGCAACUUGACCAUGUAUUAACAUUUUGAUAAUGCCCGCUGCGUAAAUAAUGCGCCAGCAACUGGACACGAGACAGUUAAUCAAUUCUGAUUAGUAAACAGUCUGUCUGCACACAGCUCACCACAUGCGUGCUAAGUCCAUUUAAGGAGAUUCUUUUUUAGCAACUUGCACAAGGAAUAUACCAUAAAAUGGACAGGGUGUUCAGAAAAUACAAGUAGAAUUCUGGAACAAAGUCAUUGGAUAUCCAUCAUAUAUUGACUUCUUUUGUCUCUCUGACUAAAAGGGUAUUUAUGAAUAUGAAAAAAUAUGUGCUGAAACCAACGUUUAAGACCGGCCAAGCACAUUGUUAUUCCCUUAAUAAAAUUUACUUUAUUCUAACGUGGAAUUCGUUCACAAAAUGUGCAUUCUGGAUGAUCAUAGUUAUAAGUUUAACCUGAAAUUCUACAUGGGGUCAGUGUUAAUUUUACAAGACUGUUUUGAAAACUUUUCAGAACUGCAGUUUGUUCAGGCAAACAGGUGUGGUCCCAGCCAAAUGUUUUGAGGGAGGCGAAAACUUUUCAGAAACUGUUUUGCUCGUGUAGCCCAAACUUUCAAAGCCAAGUGUAAAUCACAAUGAAUCUGAUUGAAUUUUGCAUAAAGAUCAUGGUAAAUAACAUGAAGAAUAGUUGCUCUUCGAGGGACAUUGUACAUGUAGUCAGAUGUCAAGUUGGAAUAUUAUACUCGUCAAAGCAAAAAAUUCAAGCAUAUAGCCCACAGUAUCAUUAUAGUCAUGUUAGGAGUGACUGACCACAUUGUGUGAUUGUAAGUCAGUUUUAUGCGAAUGUAACUAAAUCAGUUGUCUGUGUUGUAAAUAAAAACUAUUGUAAAUAAAUGAACGCAAAGAAAAUCA